Dalotia coriaria is the source of this 1350-nucleotide messenger RNA. Its product is annotated as galactokinase-like. The coding region runs from base 110 to 1300 and encodes 396 amino acids. Gene Ontology annotation, cellular component: cytosol; cytoplasm. The record is from RefSeq and is a predicted model, not a curated record. Gene Ontology annotation, biological process: carbohydrate phosphorylation; galactose metabolic process. Lineage: Eukaryota; Metazoa; Arthropoda; Insecta; Coleoptera; Staphylinidae. Gene Ontology annotation, molecular function: ATP binding; galactokinase activity. The transcript has 6 exons.
CAAGCAAUCUACGCGUAACUUUCGUUGCUCCAUCACAUCAGUUGUUAUUCUACAGCGAAAGCGAAACGUACGCAGUGUAAACAGACAAAUUUCAUUAAAAUUUAACACCAUGGAGACUAUUAAACCUUUGGAUUCACUUCUUCAGGAAGCCAUUGCGAAAUUCCGCGAGGAAUUCCAGAGUGAACCGCAGGUCGCAGCUGCCGCGCCAGGUCGAGUCAACCUAAUCGGGGAACACACCGAUUACAACGAUGGAUUCGUCCUGCCAAUGGCAUUGCCCAUGGUAACGGUAAUUGUUGGAAGUAAAAUUUCGGGCGAGGAAUCAAUCGUGGUCACCACGAAUAAGGAUGCCGAUGAGCCCAAGAAGAUUACCAUCGAAAUGCCGAACAAAAGCUCCCUGGUCUGUGUUUGUAGACCUGGUAAACCCAAAUGGGCGAAUUACAUUAAAGGCGUGAUUGCAAACUACAUCGGUGAGAAACCUUCGUUCAUGGCUGUUGUGAUGUCGAGUGUACCAACCGGUGGUGGGUUAUCCAGCAGCGCGGCUCUGGAAGUGGCAACUUAUACUUUCCUAGACGCUUUGAAUGGCGAACAGGCGUAUAGUGUCAUGCCAACUGACAAAGCUUUAGCUUGCCAGAAAGCAGAACAUGAUUACGCUGGGAUGCCUUGCGGAGUGAUGGAUCAAUUCAUCUCUAUGAUGGGCUGUAAAGAUCACGCUCUCUUAAUUGACUGCAGGACACUGGCCAGUCACCAGGUGGUACUGAAUGAUCCGGAGAUUGUGAUUCUCAUCACCAACUCCAAUGUGAAGCAUGAACUCACCGGAAGUGAAUACUCCAGUCGAAGGAAGCAAUGCGAAGAGGCAGCGCUCCUGAUUAAGAAGAUCAGCCUGAGGGACGCAACAAAAAAAGACAUUGAAUAUUUAAAAAGUAUAAACACGGAUAAAGAUGUGGUAAAGCGCGCUCGUCAUGUCGUCACCGAAAUUGAACGCACGACGCUCGCCGCGCAAGCACUGAAAGAAAAGAAUUACGUAAAGUUCGGUGAGCUGAUGAUAGAAAGCCAUCGAUCACUGAUGACUGAUUUCGAAGUUUCCUGUCCGGAAGUCGACCAAUUGGUUGAUAUUGCGCUGAAAAGCGAAGGUGUUUUAGGCAGCAGGAUGACCGGAGGUGGUUUUGGCGGUUGUACUGUUACAAUGGUGUACAAACAGUAUACAGAGAAGCUGAUUGAGAAUAUCCAGAAGGAAUAUAGUGGCAAAGCAACGUUUUAUGCUUGUCAGCCCAGUGGUGGUGCAAAAAUUAUUUCAAUUUAAACCUUUACUACUUUAAACAGCUUUUAUUUUAAUAAAACUAUACUCACCUA